Messenger RNA from Anopheles coluzzii, 3707 nucleotides. It is a transcript of the gene swi2, whose product is annotated as protein singed wings 2. NCBI's taxonomy places the organism in Eukaryota, Metazoa, Arthropoda, Insecta, Diptera, Culicidae. The transcript is spliced from 4 exons. Bases 1735 to 3369 code for a protein of 544 amino acids. The record is from RefSeq and is a predicted model, not a curated record. Gene Ontology annotation, molecular function: protein binding. Gene Ontology annotation, cellular component: membrane.
ACAGUACAACCCAACAUAGUAAUCAUCAAAAUAACAGGAAAAUAACAAGAACAAUAAGAACAAUAUUGAUAACAUAUUGAUGGCAAAAACUCAACUCAACAAAUUCUACCAUUUGGACAUACCCGUACAGUUAGAUGUUCAUCAACAACCCCAAAAAUUGAUCAAUCAAACCACGAAUUGACCCAAUGGAGACAGUAAUUAAUUAACCACGGUUCAAGGUCUUGAAGGUCUUCUCACAAAAGCAUCACCAAUGCCACUUCUCGCUUCGGGUGGGGCAAGAAGCAGCAGCACGAAACAAUUAACACCUUCAUUUAAGAAUGAUCGUUCUACCGGACCCGUUUGAUGCGAUCAUACAGAGAAACCUGUUAGCGAGUCGCACCACUACAGCAAAGGCAAACACUCGGAUACUAGCAACAAAGAAAGACACCAAUUUACCGAUACCGACAUCCACCAAACAAUCAUUUCACUCCAAUACGUACUGUUCCGCGAGGCCUAAUCGUCGUCAAAGACAAUGCGCCUCCAUUGUGCUAGCACACGUGGUCUAUAGCACACUCCCUUUGACGUUCAAGUGCUCCCGGCAGACAGACAUACAUACACACACACACCCGUCUAUUUAAUCCACGAAUGCAGACAAGGAUGGGGAAAUGGAAGCGUGUUUGAAAUUGAUCCCUUAUUUGGCUUCGUAAUCACAUUAACCGCUGCGGCGGACGGAGCGGCGAAUGUAGAGCGGGGGUUUUGUCUUUCCCAACAUCCGAAUGCAAAAAAGCCGGCUCAAUUUCCGCUCCGGCGUGAUUAUCAUCUCAGCAGGCCCCGAUAAUCCGUCAAACGUGGAUUUUAAGUGUUUUUUUCUCUCUUUUUCCCCCCAUUACUGUACAAAAUAAAACAACCAACCUUCCGAGAAAAGGGUUCACCCCUAUGAUGAUGGUUCGGAUGAAAUGUUUUACAGUAAAAUUGAAAUUAAAUUCAACCGCACAUUUGCAGCACUCUGGAGCAGAGCCUAUCGCCCUUCGUACGAGUUGCAAUUUUACUCCUUUUUUGUAAAGAGCGCGAUAGAGAGAGAGAGAGAGUGAGACAUCACACACACAAGCAAAGAGAGUGAGCGCAGCGUGAGCAAAAGCCCUCCAGACGAAAUCGCACGAUCGAAGCACGGAACCCGACGGGCGACGGACACGAACACAUGACACGCACACGCGACAGCACGCUCUUCCACAAAACAAAACAAGAAAAAAGCACGCCCAGUCCCGCAACGUUUUAUCACGCGCGAAUUUUAUCAGUCGCCGUUUGUAGCGCGUCGCGUUCGGACGGUUCGAUCACGUUCGUAACACCAUCGCAGGGACUCUGUGUGUGUGUGUGUUUGUGUGUCAGUGGCCUACGUAGAUUACAAAGUGUUGGAUGAGCCCAAACAGUGUUGUUGGUGCGAGAAAUCUCCAAAACGGUGAACGGACGAUUUGAACAUAUAUAAGUGACAACGCAAACACACCUUCGCAGCUAAGAAUAGCCACAGUCCCUGACAAAACAAAUAACUGAUCAGCUGGUUUUGUCGGCUGCUGCAAAAUAUACAGUGUCACGAGAACCCGAAAACCUACCACUGGCGGUGUGCAAGAACUAGGGACUUUAAACAGACACACAAAGUGAUGCUGAUGUGUGUAUUCAAAAAUAUCUAAAAAAGUGAGUUGCAAAAAAAAGGAACAGGGAAACCCUAACCUAAAAUUAAACCGAAAGCAUACCGUCGCGAUGGCAACCACCCGACGUCAUCGGACUCCACCUGACAGCUUAUCAACUUCUGCCCGGUUCGUGUUGAGCGCAGCACUAUCGCACGUACGGAUUACCACCGGAGGCAGCAGCAUCUUCAGCAGCCGCAACCAUCGGCUCGCCCUAGUUCCGGCGGCGGUUGUUGUUGUUUUAACACUACUCACCCUGCCGCCCGGUACCAACGCACAGCUCCCGCUCAGCCUGCAGAAUCUCGUCGUAGAGAACGUUGCCAUCGAGGAGUGUGCCAGCCCGGCCCGGUCAGCCACCCACUCCUCGCAGCCACACGCCCCACACUCCUCCUCCUCCUCUUCAUCGAGCAAUACGGCCAACCUUCACAGCAACCGUCCAGCAUGCGUGUUUACGCCGCCGAACCGAACCGUCUGCUACCGGGGGUUCGAAACGAAACGCUUCCAGGCGGGCGGUCGGUUCAACCUUACCCGCCGGCUGGUGCUGUGCGAUUGGCCACUGAAAUCGUUCGAUCCGCUCGUGCUCGCCCGGCUAGUGCCGCGGAUCGAACGGCUUGCCAUCACCGGGCGUAUGCUGCAGCGGUUGGCGCACGAUUUCCCGCCCCUGCCGUACCUGCGCAUGGUCAACAUAACCGGCACACGGUUGAACCACACCGGGGUGAACGCGUUCUACGAGCUCGAGCGGCUGCAGGUGCUGAACCUGCGGGGGAACGAGCUGGAACAGAUACAACCGUACCGCUUCCGGAGCGGCCACGUGGAGAUCUACCUGCAGGGUAAUUUGUGGAACUGUACCAACGACAUGAUCUGGUUGCUGAAGGAACAGUCGCGCCAGUACGUCGACAAACCGACGCUGGUGUGCAAGGACUGGAAGUACACCGGCCGGCCCGUCCUUACCGCCAUGGAGUACAAGCGGGUCGUGCGGGAGAGUUGCCUGCACGAAGAGAUCUGGAACUGCAGCUGCCACGUGUCCUACCUGCGGCUCAGCGAUAACGGCCUGUCCUUCCAUCCGAUGAUCAUGGUGAACUGUAGCGACCGCGGCUUCUACCAGCUGCCCCAGUACCUGCCCGGCAACACGACCGUGCUGCAUAUGGCGCGCAACAAGCUCCAGUCGGUGGACAGUUUGACGACGAACGAACACUACCAGAGCGUGCAGGACAUCUAUCUGGACGAGAACCGGAUCACCUCGAUCGACAUCCUCGAGGACACGAUAUGGUUGGACAACUUCCGCAUCCUCAGCCUGCGGGGCAACCGGAUGAAUCGGAUACGCGUGUACAGUGUGGAGCACGCGAUCGAGCGCAAUCCGGGCGUAGGGAAGGUGUACCUGUCGAACAAUCCGUGGCGCUGCGGGUGUCGCUUUGCCAUCCGGUUUCAGCGCUUUCUGCGCAAGCACGAAUCGCUCGUGGCCGACUCGCGCAACAUUACCUGCUACUUUAUCAACGACGACGACGGUCGGAAGCAGUAUUUGCCCGUGCUGACGGUCACGCCGAACGAUAUCUGCCGACCGUCGGAGCACAAUACGGCCGCGUUUUACAACACGCUCAGCAUCAUCUUCGCGACGUUGAUCAUACUGAUAUUCACCAAGCUGGCGUACGAUUACUAUCACUACCGGAAGUAUGGGAAGCUGCCUUGGUUAAUUAUGAAGAUGCCCUGACCGGUGGCGUUGUAAGUACCGGUGGCGGCGAAACGGGCACACAGUACUUAAUGGGUGGAUUUAGGCAGUAACAAAAGAAAAACUCAAAGAAUGAUUGUGAUAGUUUUAAAAACCGAUCCAAAGGUGUUAUACAUCUCGAAAAACGAAAAAAUACGCACAUUAUACACUCAUACACACAGAUGAAACUGUAAAAAAAGAAUCAGGGACUCUAAAACUGAUCGUUCUCAUAUACUACCAUGGGGAAACGGGCGCACUAGCACACUCUAGCAAUAAUUAACUUACAAACUGGGAAUAUAUACGUGUAACGAAACUUUCGAAUAAAAAUUGUUACUUUAUUA